AUGGCGAAUCCCGGGAGACUACCUUUCGAUCAGAGCUUGUUCGUCGCGACACCCAACGCGAUUUAUUUGAGAUCGCAGCUCGCCCGGAAGAAGCUGUUCGAGUGCGAGACCGCUAACGGCAUAGUCAACGCUCGUGCCUCGAAAGACAACAGUAGCCUCUUCGCUAUAGCAGACAGCCAGGUCGUGAUACUACAUGACGCCACUCGAAGCAGAGACAGGAAAUACAAACUGAAGAACGGCGAUGGCGAGCCACGUCUUCUUCUGUUUUCACCCGACUCGCGCAUCCUCUACUUCACCACAACACUGAGCAACUCGGUUCAAGCAUACUCCAUACCCAACGACGAGCUUCUACCUUCCCUGCCAUCACAUCCGUCUCCGCCAAACGCGAUCGCAAUAUCCAGUAAUGGCACCGUCCUCCUUUCAGCCUCUCCGAGCCCACCAACUAUUUACCUCCAAGACCAACGAUGGGGACGCAGCGCAGCGGUGAACUUUCGCCCGACAGACGCUCGUUCGGCUGUUACGUGUGCCGCGUUCCAACAGCCAGAUGGUCCUGCGCAGCUGUCGUAUACCAACUUCGUUAUUGGAUUCCAAGACGGGCUACUAGCAAUGUACCGCCUCUUCCUACCUUCACUGCGAAAACGUUCCGAAGACUCGCGUGCACAUCAACCGCAAUUCUUCCAGUUACAGCCCGUUCGAGUCGGUGUCAUCAAAAAGCUUCAUAAGCCGGCCAUGGGCGGUAUGCUAGCAGCGGAAUUUCUACCAGGCUACAAGUCGCGGGUUGUUAGCAUUAGGCAUGAUGGGAAAUGCCGACUUGUCGACUUUGAGGGAGGUGGGAAGAUACUGCGGACAUAG
Alternaria viburni is the source of this 852-nucleotide messenger RNA. RefSeq lists its product as uncharacterized. NCBI's taxonomy places the organism in Eukaryota, Fungi, Ascomycota, Dothideomycetes, Pleosporales, Pleosporaceae. The record is from RefSeq and is a predicted model, not a curated record. Gene Ontology annotation, molecular function: protein binding. Bases 1 to 852 code for a protein of 283 amino acids. The transcript has 2 exons.